Molecule: messenger RNA, 336 nt
Organism: Heterostelium album PN500
Lineage: Eukaryota; Evosea; Eumycetozoa; Acytosteliales; Acytosteliaceae
Exons: 2
Coding region: 1-336 (111 amino acids)
Source: RefSeq, a predicted model, not a curated record
AUGACAGAUCCAACAGAACAUCCAUCUGAUACAACCACGACAAAUAUUGAAUCAAAAGCGUCUAUUAAUCCAACCACCAUCAUUAACGAAAUAACAAUGAGCGACCUCGACAACAAAAAUAAUAAUAAUUCUGCCAAUGAAGAUCAACAAGCCACCACCCUAUUCUCAGAGAUCACUCGUCCAGACCCAUUACCAACCGACCUUUUCCAAUCUAGCCUAGCUCAGUCUAAACUACCGAUAUCCUCUACCAUCCCAAUCCAAGCCAACCAUCUCAAACCAUCUCAAGCUAUGCAAUUAGCCAAUCCAAACCAACCAUCUCAAACCAUCUCAUGCUAA